AAAAUGAAGGUGAUAAAAUACAAUACAAAAUAUAUACAUUUAUUUUAAACUGCACUUAUUGUUACCAUGGUAAUGGUAAUCAUGGUAACCGUGCUUUUAACUAGAAAGGCUUUCUAUGACAUCACAUAUGAUGAUGUCAUGUAACUCUGUAACUAGGAUCCAGAUUGGACAUAAUCUCAAAUCUUAAUCACACAUCAUAUCAUCGAUACAAGCAGGAGUUCAACGACGAUACAACAGCGAUCGACUCAGAGACACAAACCUGUCUUAACUCGAAAAAGAGCAAUGGAAUCAGUGAAGAACAAAAAACCAACUGAGCAACCAAAACACCUCGACUGGGCAAGUGCUGUUGAAACACAGAUGGAGACAUUUCCUCCCUCUGUGCAACAACUUUUUCAGUUGGACCUCGGCGCCAACACCAGUCAGGACAUGGAGAUCGGCGAACAAAGUAUACUGCAGAUUCCAGAGCUACUGUUCCAUCAGCUCUUGGAUGAAAAGGAGCAAAAAAUCUAUUUACUGCAAAGGGGGAAAGAAGCCCUGAAUAAAAAGGUAGAUAGACUCAAAGUAGAACUUGCAGGGGUAAAGGAGGAGAAGAUGGAAAGGGAAACAGAGCUGUCCCUGAAAAUAAAAGAACUGCAGGAAGCUCUGAAUAAUGAGAAAAAGUGCAGAAUGGAGAUGGAGGCAAGCCUCGCGAGAAGGGCUGAGGAAAUGGCCCAGAACGCGUUGGCUGAAAAUAAAGAAGAAACAACCAGCCUCAAGGAAAAGUUAGCCCAGGUCCAGGAGGAUCUGGACAAGUCUCUGCGCCAGUGGGAGGAGGAAAAGACUCUUCUCCUGGCUCAGAAAAACGAAGAGACCAGCAGCCUGAUUAAAAAAAUCAGCCAGGCCAAAGAGGAGCUAAAGAAAGAAAAGGAAGAAGAAACAACCAGCCUCAAGGAAAAGCUAGCCCAGGUCCAGGAGGAUCUGGACAAGUCUCUGCGCCAGUGGGAGGAGGAAAAGACUCUUCUCCUGGCUCAGAAAAAUGAAGAGACCAGCAGCCUGAUGCAAAAAAUCAGCCAGGCCAAAGAAGAGCUAAACAAAGAAAGACUCCAGUGGCAGGAGGAACGCUCCUGUCUCCUGGAGUCUGUCAAUGUUAUGAAGCAGGCUCUGCAAGAAAAAGAGGAACAGAGACAAAAACACGAGGAGGAACUCAGUAGAAGACUGGCGCAGCUAGAAGAUCUGGUCAGCAAUAUGCCAGAAAAAAAACCAAAAAGGAGAUCUCUGGGGAGACGGUUCAUCCAGAUCUUCAGAAGAACUAGAGGGACCCAAUCUGACUCUGAUCUCCCAAUUAACAUCAACUGAGUAACCCUUCCUCCUACUCUCUCUCUCCUCUCUCCUCACCUCACACUCCAACUCCCUCAUCCUCUGCCCCCAAUCUCUUCCCCUAAUCAACCCCCCUUCACCCCCCUUUACCCCCCCUUUCACAGCAGCACAGGGUCUCACUACAAGGACUGCAGAUAAACAGAAAAAGAAGUUGUUGGUUUAGCAGCGUCGUCUUUCUGUCAGUUCUGCAUGUUCUUCCCUUGUCUGCAUGGGUUUCCUCCGGGUCCUCCGGUUCCCACAAAAAAAAACAAAAAAACCCCCCCAAAAAUUCGACAACAACAAAAAAAAAAAAAAUAAAUAA
Molecule: messenger RNA, 1657 nt
Organism: Lates calcarifer (barramundi perch)
Lineage: Eukaryota; Metazoa; Chordata; Actinopteri; Centropomidae
Product: myosin-4-like
Exons: 1
Coding region: 283-1335 (350 amino acids)
Source: RefSeq, a predicted model, not a curated record